AUGAUUCCAAAGCAUGGCCCGGAAAUCAAACUUUCUCCUAUCCAAAUCACUCCUUCAACAAACGACCCAAAUCGACCAGGGGAUUUACAGAGCCGGGAAGAUAUGUUUGGAAUUCUAAGGCAAAGAGCAGCGUGCAGAGGCAACCCUGCCAAGGGUCUCGAGCAAGGAAUUCGCGUAGUUGCAUCCAGGGCAUUUUCUUCCUCAGCUAAGGAGAUGACUGUGCGUGAUGCAUUAAACUCGGCACUUGAUGAAGAGAUGUCUGCUGAUCCUAAAGUCUUUUUAAUGGGUGAAGAGGUUGGUGAAUAUCAGGGCGCAUAUAAGAUUUCAAAAGGGCUUUUGGAGAAGUAUGGUCCUGAGAGAGUGCUUGAUACACCCAUAACUGAGGCAGGGUUUGCUGGAAUUGGAGUUGGUGCAGCGUAUUAUGGCCUACGGCCUGUAAUAGAGUUUAUGACGUUUAAUUUCUCGAUGCAGGCCAUUGAUCACAUCAUUAAUUCUGCUGCAAAAUCAAAUUACAUGUCUGCUGGUCAGAUAUCGGUGCCUAUUGUCUUCAGAGGCCCAAAUGGUGCUGCUGCUGGUGUUGGUGCUCAACAUUCUCAGUGCUACGCAGCAUGGUAUGGUUCAUGUCCGGGGUUAAAGGUGCUGGCGCCAUAUUCUUCUGAAGAUGCUCGUGGUCUGCUUAAAGCUGCAAUAAGGGAUCCGGAUCCCGUCGUCUUCCUUGAAAAUGAGUUGCUGUAUGGUGAAGCCUUUCCUGUUUCAGCUGAAGCUCUUGAUUCUAGUUUCUGUCUUCCUAUUGGCAAAGCAAAGAUAGAACGAACAGGAAGUGAUGUAACUAUCACUGCUUUCUCAAAGAUGGUUGGCUAUGCUCUUCAGGCUGCUGAGGUCCUUGCAAAAGAUGGAAUCAGUGCUGAGGUGAUAAAUCUUCGUUCAAUCCGCCCUCUUGAUAGAGCCACAAUAAAUGCUUCUAUUAGGAAAACCAAUAGACUUGUGACCUUAGAGGAGGGAUUCCCUCAACAUGGUGUUGGCGCUGAGAUCUGUGCAUCUGUUGUCGAAGACAGUUUUGAGUAUCUUGAUGCCGCUGUUGAGAGAAUUUGUGGUGCUGAUGUACCUAUGCCCUAUGCUGCAAAUCUUGAGAGGAUGGCUGUCCCACAGGUUGAAGACAUUGUUCGUGCCGCGAAAAGAACUUGUUACAGAUCAUCAUCAAGUGCCCUGGCUGCAACUGCUUGA
Messenger RNA from Striga hermonthica, 1224 nucleotides. The record is from the annotation of a GenBank genome assembly. Lineage: Eukaryota; Viridiplantae; Streptophyta; Magnoliopsida; Lamiales; Orobanchaceae.